Hevea brasiliensis (rubber tree) is the source of this 1577-nucleotide messenger RNA. Its product is annotated as cytochrome P450 81Q32-like. The record is from RefSeq and is a predicted model, not a curated record. NCBI's taxonomy places the organism in Eukaryota, Viridiplantae, Streptophyta, Magnoliopsida, Malpighiales, Euphorbiaceae. Gene Ontology annotation, molecular function: oxidoreductase activity, acting on paired donors, with incorporation or reduction of molecular oxygen; iron ion binding; monooxygenase activity. The coding region runs from base 60 to 1577 and encodes 505 amino acids. The transcript has 2 exons.
ACUAAUUUGCUAGUUUAAUACAAGUUGAUUUUGUUCCUAAAAAAAGAUAAGCAACAAGCAUGGAGGAUAAGUUUUUCUGUCUGGUUUUGGCCCUUCCCUUUCUUCUUCUUGCCUUAAACUUCUGGUUACGAAGAAGCACACAACACAGAAACCUCCCACCAAGCCCACCUGCUCUUCCAAUUAUAGGUCAUCUCCCUCUACUCAAUCUUCCCCUCCAUCGAUCUCUCCACACUCUUUCACAAAAAUAUGGUCCAAUAAUUUCUCUCCGAUUCGGUUCCCGCCGAGUGAUGGUUGUAUCAUCUCCGUCCGCGGUGGAAGAAUGCUUGACAACAAAUGACAUUGUUUUCGCCAAUCGUCCUCCCUUAACCAUGGCCAAGUUCGUAGCUUACAAUUGCACCACCAUUGGAACAGUCUCAUACGGCAACCACUGGCGCAACCUCCGCCGGAUAAGCACUCUUGAAAUUUUCUCAUCGAAUCGUCUAAACGUGUUCACAGGCAUCCGGAGAGACGAAAUCAAGAUUUUCCUGAACAAACUCUAUAGCGUCUCGAGCCAUGAUUUUGCUAAGGUAGAGUUGAAACCAAUGCUCAUGGAACUAACUUUCAACAUUAUCAUGCGCAUGGUUGCCGGGAAGCGGUACUACGGCGAAGAAGAGACUGGAAAGAACAAGGCAGAGGCAAAGGAAUUCCGGGAGAUGAUAGCAGAGGUUUUUGAAUAUGCUGGAGCGUCAUAUCUUGGAGAUUUCUUGCCUUUCUUGCAGUGGAUUGACUACCAGGGUUAUCUGAAGAGAGCGAUGAGACUUGGCAAAAGAACUGAUAGGUUAUUGCAAGAUCUUAUUGACGAGCAUCGGUGUGACGAAAAAGCAAGUUCCCAGAGAAGGAAUAAUACCAUGAUCGGCCAUCUUCUUUCUUUGCAAGAAUCACAACCAGAAUACUAUACAGAUGAAAUUAUCAAGGGCCUGGUUCUGGAGAUGUUAUUUGCUGGUACCGAGUCAUCAGCUGUUACAUUGGAAUGGGCAAUGUCCAAUCUGCUUAAUCACCCUCAAGUUUUGGAGAAGGCAAGGAAUGAGUUGGAAUUAAAUGUUGGUGAAGAAACCUUUAUGGAUGAGUCUGAUCUUUCUAAGCUACCAUAUCUUCAGAAUAUCAUAUCAGAGACCCUGAGAUUGUAUCCAGCUGGUCCAUUGCUUACUCCACAUUUAUCAUCCCAAGAGUGUAGUGUUGGAGGAUACCAUGUGCAACCCAAUACUGUGCUACUUGUUAAUGCAUGGGCUAUGCACAGAGAUCCUGAGCUUUGGGAUGACGCAGUUGUGUUUAAACCUGAGAGGUUUGAGUGUACUCCAGGCAACAAGUUUUUGCCUUUUGGCUUGGGAAGAAGGUCGUGUCCUGGGACAGGUCUUGCCAACCGAGUUGUAGGGUUUGCUUUGGGGUCUAUGAUUCAUGGCUUUGAAUGGAAAAGGGCAAGUGACGAGGAAAUUGACAUGUCUGAAGGGGUUGGGCUCACCAUGCCAAAGGCCAAACCAUUGGAAGCAAUGUGCAAGGCACGUAAUAUAAUGAAGAGAGUUUUAUCUUCUCCUCUCUGA